Geodia barretti is the source of this 322-nucleotide messenger RNA. The record is from the annotation of a GenBank genome assembly. NCBI's taxonomy places the organism in Eukaryota, Metazoa, Porifera, Demospongiae, Tetractinellida, Geodiidae.
UUGCUGGUGGUUCGCGAUGUUGGAAACUGCGGUGAAUGCCUGACGGUCAAUCUUGUCCAGUUCUUGUUGCAGCUGCGCGUUUGCUCUGUGGAGGCCAACCAUCGUCUGCGUACUGGCUUCAGCUCUCACUACCCCUCCUCCUUUACCCCGGCUCACCGAGGGACUAAUGGAAGCCAUCAGUAGUCGACCGUAUAUACACUGUGAGGGGCGUUUGGACCUAUUACGAUUGAAUGAGAUGGUACAACAUCAUUUUUCCUAUUCCAGCUCGCGAGAAGUGAGGAUGAACGAGGAGAAACGAGAUAUAGGCUUCUCCGACCUUCAC